Molecule: messenger RNA, 1764 nt
Organism: Vicugna pacos (alpaca)
Lineage: Eukaryota; Metazoa; Chordata; Mammalia; Artiodactyla; Camelidae
Source: RefSeq, a predicted model, not a curated record
AUGGCACCCUCAGGGGAGUUCCGAGUCCGCCUGGCUCGGAAGUUGCAGACCGGUGAUUAUUUUGCUCCAUCGCUCCAGCAAAGGGGCUUCAGGUCCAGCAGAGAUGUGGGUCAGGCGUCAGGAAGCGUUUUCUCCAUCCAGGUUGAGAGGCCUCGAGACUGCCUGAGCAGGACGGGAGAGUCCAGCUGCGGGGUGGACACCAGGCUUGGUUACAGCCUGUCCGGCCUGAAAGCAAGGGACACACAGGGGGUGCCGGGACCCCGAGAGCACCUGAGGGGCUCUGGCCUGGCCUGUGCCGUAUCCUCGCAGCCUUCUGGUCUGUGGCUGUCUGGGCCGGCACAUCUGGGUCCUGGUGACUUUGCCCCUUUGCCGAUUCUGACCCUCCUUCAGUCAGGACAGUUUAACGAGGACAUGAUCCCCACCGUGGGCUUCAACAUGCGCAAGAUCACCAAGGGGAAUGUGACCAUCAAGCUCUGGGACAUCGGGGGACAGCCUCGCUUCCGCAGCAUGUGGGAGCGCUACUGCCGAGGAGUGAGUGCCAUCGUGUACAUGGUGGACGCCGCUGACCAAGAGAAGAUCGAGGCCUCCAAGAAUGAGCUCCACAACCUGCUGGACAAGCCCCAGCUGCAGGGCAUCCCGGUCUUAGUCCUGGGUAACAAGCGAGACCUCCCAGGAGCCUUGGAUGAGAAGGAGCUGAUUGAGAAAAUGAAUCUGUCCGCCAUCCAGGACCGAGAGAUCUGCUGCUACUCCAUCUCCUGCAAAGAGAAGGACAACAUUGACAUCACCCUACAGUGGCUUAUCCAGCACUCAAAGUCACGGAGAAGCUGAGGCUGCUGCCCGCCCCCUCGGACCAGGGACGCCGCGCUCCCGCCCCGCCCCCACCCCCCCAAGCCCACCCCUGGUACUCAGCCUGGGGAGGGGCCCUCUGGGGGGAUCCCAGAGUCCUGCUCUGCUGAGGUUUGAACUCCUGAUUUUACUGUAAAAUAAGUUGCUCCUGUCUGGCCCCUGAUCUCUCCUGCCCCUCUCUGCCCCGGCCUCCACCCCGCCCCGCUCCCUGUGCCCUCUCUGCCCCGGACCCCGCCCCGCCCCGCUCCCUGUGCUGCUCCCGUGCUUCCCUCUGCAACACUUCUGUUGUUGUCCUGUGUGUACAGUAUAUAUAUGUAUAUAUAUUUUAAUUUUUUAAUUUAAGCAAAGCUAAAAUCACCCAUGUGAUGCUGCAGGGGCCUGUCAGGGUCGGGGGGACGUCCGGAGACGGGGAGAGUGCUGCGGGCUUGGCUGGGGCAGGUUCAGGUCAGGACAGGCAAGGCUGCCCGGGGCAGGUGGCCGUCCCCCAGUCCCUGUCCCCGCAGUGCUUGACUGACAGGCCGACGGGAGCCUCUGGAGGCGCCCGCUCUGUCCUAGCCUCCGCGUGGCCGCCAGGCACGCCCAGGUGCCAGAGAUCGCUGGCCGAAGGGGCGGGAGGCCAGCGUGCGAGGCCCCCCGGCAGCCCCCGGCUCCUGCCCCUCCCCGGGCCCCCACCUCCACGGGCCGCCUCAUUUUCUGUUCUCAUUUUGCAGAGUUGCACACGGAGAGAACUCAGCACGGGGGGUUGGUUCUUUGGGUUUGUUUUUUGUUUGUUGGUUUAAUUUAAUGGUUUGUAAAGUGACUCUCUUCCUUUUUACACUUUCAGCUCAUAUUUAACCUCUGUUUGGAAAAUGAUUCUUGUAACUGUACUUUUUUUGCCUCCUAACAACAAUGAGAAUAAAUGACGGUUUUGUGUUGGGG